This is a messenger RNA of Talpa occidentalis (Iberian mole), 2191 nucleotides long. It is a transcript of the gene ADGRA1, whose product is annotated as adhesion G protein-coupled receptor A1. Gene Ontology annotation, molecular function: G protein-coupled receptor activity. NCBI's taxonomy places the organism in Eukaryota, Metazoa, Chordata, Mammalia, Eulipotyphla, Talpidae. Gene Ontology annotation, biological process: G protein-coupled receptor signaling pathway; cell surface receptor signaling pathway. The record is from RefSeq and is a predicted model, not a curated record. Gene Ontology annotation, cellular component: glutamatergic synapse; postsynaptic density; plasma membrane.
CGGGCCUCGGCCGCCUCCGCCGAACAGGUGGGCGCCGGAGCGGACUCAGCCUCCCUGAGGCCCGAGGUGCCGGACCCGCCCCCGCCCACCGCUGGGGUGCUGACCUUCUGCAUGGCCAUGGAGGCUGGCAGUGAGCAGGGUGCAACAUAGCUGGCCCCGGGCCCCCCGCCGCUCCCUGCUCAUGUCUGCACCUGGGCAGGGCUCAUGGAUCUGAAGACUGAGCUGGCCCGGCCCCAGCACCCAGGGGAGCUCCUGCACCCCGUGGUGUACGCCUGCACCGCGGUCAUGCUGCUCUGCCUGCUGGCCUCAGCCGUCACCUACCUCGUGCACCGCAGCGCCAUCCGGAUCAGCAGGAAGGGCCGGCACGCGCUGCUGAACCUCUGCCUGCACGCGGCGCUGACCUUCACGGUGUUUGCCGGCGGCGUCAACCGCACCAAGUACCCGACCCUGUGCCAGGCGGUGGGCGUGGCGCUGCACUACUGCACGCUCUGCACCCUGCUCUGGAUCGCCGUGGCCGCCAGGAACGUCUACCAGCAGGUCGCCAGGAAGGCCCCCCCGGCUCCGGGUGCAGGCCAGCCCCCGGCCCCCAGGCAGCCCUUGCUCAGGUUCUACCUCGUCAGUGGAGGGGUCCCCUUCAUCAUCUGUGGGGUCACUGCUGCCACAAACAUCCGGAAUUAUGGGAGGGAGGACGAGAACUCGGGGUACUGCUGGAUGGCCUGGGAGCCCAGCCUGGGCGCCUUUUACGGGCCAGCGGCCUUCAUCGCCCUGGUCACCUGCCUGUACCUCCUGGGCACCUACGUGCAGCUGCGCCGCCACCCGGAACGCAGGUACGAGCUCGGGGAGCGGCCGGAGCAGCCCCCGCGCCUGGCGGGCCGGGGCGACGGGGCCCUGCCGCGCUCACCCCCCUCCUGCGAGGCGGCAGGCGCCUCGCUGCUGCAGAACGAGCACUCUUUCAAGGCGCAGCUGCGCGCGGCCGCCUUCACGCUCUUCCUGUUCACGGCCACCUGGGCCUUCGGGGCGCUGGCCGUGUCGCAGGGACACUUCCUGGACAUGGUCUUCAGCUGCCUGUACGGGGCCUUCUGUGUGACCCUGGGGCUGUUUGUGCUCAUCCACCACUGUGCCAAGCGCGAGGACGUGUGGCACUGCUGGUGGUCCUGCUGCCCGGCCCGCGGGGAUGCCCCCGCCCGGCGCUCUGCCCACCCGCUGCUGGACGCCAACGGGGAGGCCCUGGGACACCCCGCCUGCCUGCAAGACUCUCCCUGCCCCGGCCCGCCCCGGGGCUUCGGCCACUCGCCCGCCGGCCACUGCAAGAUGGCCGAGCUGCGGGCCUCCCAGAGCCGCGUCAGCUGCCUGGCGCCCACCGCGCCCUGCUGCCCCGGCCGCCGCUGCGAGCAGCUGCUGGAGGAGGACGCCUUCGCGCCCGACCUGCACCUGCACAGGUGCCCGCAAGCCAGGACUAAGCUGCACUACUUUGGCCGCCCCCUGGCAGAGCCCGAGUGCGCCUACCACAUCCCGGCCAGCCUGGACGGCAGCCCCCUCAGCUCGCGCUCGGACAGCGCCCGCAGCUCGCUGGAGGGCCCGGCGGGGGUGCCCCCGCUGGCCUGCUGCACCCAGGGCGACCCCUUCCCCGGGGCGGUGCCUGAGGGGGGCAGCCCCAGCCCCCGGCACUACGGCUGCGUUCCCGCCCACUUUGAGAUGCUGCGGAGGACACAGUCCCUGCCCUUCGGGGCCCCGGGCCAGAGUGGGCUGCCCGAGAGCCUGGCCUUUGGCGCCGACAGCGCGGGGAACAUCCGAACUGGGCUCUGGAGGAACGAGACCACCGUGUAGCCCCUGUUGCGCCGCGCCGCGCCCCUCCUGUGAGGGCCCGAGGCGGGACCCUGUCCCUCACGCCCCGCCGUAGCCGGCAUUCACUAUGCGGCCGGGUCUUGUCCAGUCCAGAGCCCCCGCUGGCCGGUCCAGACCCCCGCGACCCCCUAUCUGACUGCAGCCCUGUCCUGCAGGCGCCUGCCAAGGCCAGCGGGUGUCUGGGGACCCUGUGCCUUUGGCACAGCCGCGGGUCCUGAGCCUGGGACUCGACCGCGGGGCUAGCGCUGUCGGGACAGGGCCGCGUCAGGCCGCCUCCGCGAGUGCCUGGACUCACGGCCCGACCAGGCUGGUGUCCGUUCCAGGCCCGCCCUCUGUGGGGUCUGGG